GCGAUGGAGCAGCUGAUGACAGACAUCGAGGUGAUGCCGGUGCGAUUGAAGCAGAAGGACAUGCCGAAACUCGUCCGCACCGCGAGGGUGAGCGUGACGGAGACGGGCGCGCUUCUGGAAGGCGAUUUCAUCGCGCUGCUUCCCCACAUCGCCAGCCGUGCUUUCGAGCCCGAGGAGGCCGCCGCCUUCGCGGACUUCGGGGUCCCGGUGCCCACCGCGGGCUGCUGCGGCCCGGCGCUGCAGACCCAGGCGCUGCUGCAGCUGCUGGGCAGGGCCACGGCGUCCUCGCACGUGGCGGCGCUGCGGCUCGCUCGGCACGCCUUCCCCAAGGCGCUGCGGCAGUACGUGCUGGACUACGCGCAGGCCACCGUCGCCGCCCUCAACGGCCGCCUCGCGCGCGGGGAGACGCUGGGCGAGGCCGACUUACCGGAGGGCUUCGAGGUCGUGGAGCGGGAGGAGCCCCCGGACUACCUCCUGCCGGACGGGCUCCCCAUCCCAGCCAGCGAGAGGCACUGCGUCGAGAUCCUCGACGAGAUCCUGGCGAAGGCCCUGGGCAUCCACUUCCUGGAGCCCGCGGGGCCCGGAGGAGCCGCAGCCACCAAGGCGGUGGUCCGGGGCCACGAGGACCUCUCGCAGCUGGCGCCCGCGGUCCCGGAGGAGCUCGCACCCUUCGGCGGCCCUCGGCGGCCUUCGGCGGCGCUCGCGGCGAACCUCACGGCGGCCUUCGGCGCCGCGUCGCCCACGGGCGGGAGCGACCCGGCGCGGGACGGCUCUCUCCGCCGCGGGAUGAGGAAGGGCGUGCUCCGCGCCCUCGGCUUUUGCGCCGUGGAAAGACAUGGCGUGGGCCUCGACGUCCCCCCCCUCGCCAAGCUCAUGGGGCUGCCCCGCACGGCGAGGCUCUUGCAGCUCGCCACUUGUCAGCGGCGGCGGCCACCCAAGGAUGCGGAGAGCAUCAGGCUGGAGAGGUACGAAGACCUCCUGAAGCGUGGCCGCAAGGUGCCUGACAAGAGGCGAAACUGGUACGAGAAGCUUUGCUUCUGGAGCGAUGCCACCACCAGGGAGGGCGCCCGAAUAUUUGUCGUGGCGCCCCGCGGCCCCAAGGGGGAGACGGACAUAUUCAUCGACAUGUGGGAGUUGUUGGCUUUCUCUCUGAGCAAGAUGCACGACCACGUCGUCAAGGAGUUCAAGCCUUUCGCCAUCGUCUGGACCCAGUUCAGUGACCACCGCUUUUGGCCGUGUUCGAUGUGGCAAGUGAAGGACUGGUUGCACCCGAGUUAUUCCAGAAGCAUUGAUGCCGUCCACAUGGUGCAUCCAUCGUGGACCAUGCGCGCCAUGAGCCUUUUUUUGUGGCCAGUCGCAGAAGAUGAGUUCUGGAAUUACUGCCACAUCCACGAACGCAUCGAGUUCCUAGCAGAGUUCAUUGAUCUCAGCGUUUUCCGUUUGCCGAAGGACUUGUACACGUAUGAUAAGUAUUUGGACAAGCAGGCUCAGGAAAAUGUCGAGCAUACCCAGCAACGCAUGGGAAACAUGGGUAUGGGAAUGUUUGGCGCGGGCAUUCCAAACGCUCCCCAGACCGAGGAGGAGAAGGAAGCCCACGCUGAGAAGCUUGAGGAGCUGAAGGCGAUGCUGUCCAGGAAGGGCUACCAGAAAAAGGAGGACUGA
This is a messenger RNA of Prorocentrum cordatum, 1662 nucleotides long. NCBI's taxonomy places the organism in Eukaryota, Dinophyceae, Prorocentrales, Prorocentraceae. The record is from the annotation of a GenBank genome assembly.